Messenger RNA from Ailuropoda melanoleuca (giant panda), 3942 nucleotides. It is a transcript of the gene ZBTB3, whose product is annotated as zinc finger and BTB domain containing 3. Gene Ontology annotation, biological process: regulation of transcription by RNA polymerase II. Gene Ontology annotation, cellular component: nucleus. The record is from RefSeq and is a predicted model, not a curated record. The transcript has 2 exons. Gene Ontology annotation, molecular function: DNA-binding transcription factor activity, RNA polymerase II-specific; protein binding. NCBI's taxonomy places the organism in Eukaryota, Metazoa, Chordata, Mammalia, Carnivora, Ursidae. Bases 279 to 1832 code for a protein of 517 amino acids.
AGGUAGAUGGAGAAGCUCAGCCAAUCAAGAGGUCUCUGGGGCAAAGAAGGCGGGACGAGGAGGAAAAGUUUAGGACAGGAACGCCAACCAAUCCUGCGCCUAGCUGCCGGAGCAACGGCCACCAGCACCCACUUGCAGACGCCGCUCGGAGCGGGGGGGAUGGUUAGUGGGCAGUGAACCAAUCCGUGCCGAGGGAAGGCCAAUUGGAGCCAAUUAAAACUGAGAAGGGAGCCACUGGUGGGGACCUUCCUAGGGUCCUUUUCCCUUCGUGGGGUGCUAUGGAGUUCCCAGAACACAGCCAGCAGCUGCUGCAGAGCCUACGAGAGCAGCGGUCCCAGGGUUUCCUUUGUGACUGCACCGUAAUGGUGGGUAGCACCCAGUUCUUGGCCCAUCGGGCUGUGCUGGCCUCCUGCAGCCCAUUCUUCCAGCUUUUCUACAAAGAGCGGGAACUGGACAAGAGGGAUCUGGUGUGCAUCCACAAUGAGAUUGUCACAGCCCCAGCCUUUGGGCUGCUUCUGGACUUUAUGUAUGCUGGCCAGCUGGUCCUGAGGGGGGACACCCCUGUGGAGGAUGUGCUGGCAGCGGCCAGCUACUUGCACAUGAACGACAUCGUUAAAGUGUGCAAGCGGCGGCUGCAAGCCCGGGCCCUGGCAGAGGCAGACAGUACCAAGAAGGAGGAGGAAACCAACUCACAGCCCCCUAGUGUGGAGUUUUUGUCCACUUCCCGUGGCCCCCAGCCUUCGAUGGCAUCUGCCGAGACAUUAGGCCAUUGGGGCAAAGGGGAAUGGAAGGGCUCUGCCGCUCCCUCACCAGCUGUCUGUCCUCCAGAUGAGCCACCAGUGCCCGGGGGGGCUGACACUACACAGCCUGGCGUGGAGGUCGACUCACCACAUCUACGGGCGCCUCCUCCACCGGCGGCUGAUGUCUCCCUUGCCAGCCCCAGUAGCUCCACAGAGACCAUUCCUGCAAACUACUUCUCUUCGGGCCUUCCAACAGUUUCCGUGGAGCCACUGGCUCCCCUUGACGUGGGUACUGAGAGUCUGAGGAUGGUGGAACCGAGGGGUGCUGGGGGACCACUGCAAGGCUUCUAUCCUCCAGCUCCAGCAGCGGCCCCAAUCCCAGCCCCAGUUCCAUCCCAGGCCCCAGCACCAGUGGAAGCUGAGCUGGUCCAGGUGAAAGUAGAAGCUAUUGUGAUUUCUGAUGAGGAGCCCGAGGUGUCCGAGGAACAGCCUCAGGGGCCUGAGGGACUAUUCCCGGCCGGAGGAGCAAUGUAUGGUGGGCAGGCGCCUCAGCCAGAGGCUUUUGAGGAGCCAAGAGCAGCAGGACUGGAGGAGGUGGGGCCAAGUGACCACUUCCUGCCCCCAGAUCCUCACCUACCCUACCAUUUGCUGCCAGGUCCAGGGCAGUAUCCUCGAAGCCUGGUGACAUCGCCCCUGCCUGCUCCCCCGGCCCUGCACGAGCCACUUUACCUGCCUUCUGAAUAUGAAGCAACCCCGGGAAGUUUUGGGGUUUUUACUGAGGAUGUGCCCACUUGCAAGACAUGUGGGAAGACCUUCUCGUGUUCUUACACACUAAGGCGACACGCCACAGUGCACACCCGCGAGCGACCCUACGAGUGCCGUUACUGCCUGCGCAGCUACACGCAGUCGGGGGACCUGUACCGACACAUCCGCAAGGCUCACAACGAGGACCUGGCCAAACGCAGCAAACCGGAUCCCGAGGCCGGCCCCCUCCAGGGAGGACAGCCCCUCCAUGGCUCCCCUACAGCAGACAGACAGAACAACAGUGGUGGAGGGCCACCCAAAGAUUUUGUACUCGGCCCCAAAAACUGACAUCUGCACGAGCAUCAUAAGCCGAUGCUAGGCUUGCUCUUGCCAUCAUCAGGGGGCAGCAGAGACUAGAAGCCUCUCCUUUCCCCUGCUGGGGGAGCAGAAUGACCCCUUCCCAGACUGAAGACUCCCGCCGGUUUUUCUUGACCCAGACAGCAGGACUUUCUGGGCCAAUGCAUCUCAGUCAGCUCCUCUCCAAGGGCACUGGGAAUUUUUCUGAGGUGUAACCGCCUUCCACCUUGCCUUCUGGACCAUAAAGCUAGCAGUGAAAAGUAUCUCUUUGAACUGGUGUUGGCUGGUUUAUUCCACAAAUCUGCAUGCCUCCUGAUUGCUCCAUACUUCUCCUGCAGAUCUUUUAGGAAGCUGACAUCUGUACCUGGGGUAGGGUUCGGGGUCAGGUUGCUUUUGAGGGGGAAAAAAAAAUGAGACAGGCAGAAGGCAACCUGGAGUUGGCUUAGUAGAAGUGUACGGAUUAGGGAAUCGUACCCAGUGAUGGUUUAUUGUAGUUGAGCUCCUGUGUCCUGGGCUGUACUGAGGACUCAUAAAAAAUACUCAGUUCUCAACAACUUUAUGAGGUAUUAGCACCCCCCUCCCCUUUCCUUUUUCCACCAGGCAAGGAAACGGGAGACUCAAAAAUCAAGUUAACCUAUUCAAGGUCACAGGGCAAGUUCAGGAGCAAGCCAGAAUUCGAAUUGUGGCUUCAAACACCGAGCCCACUGUGCUGGGUUAGAACAUUGUUGAGGAGAGUUAACUAAGAACCAGAAGUUUUCUCUUUUGUCCUCGUGAGUGUUGGGCUUUGCUCCCUUACCCCUUUGCCUCUACUUUCAAUGUAGAAAGCCUUUGGCUGACUGUUUCAACAACAGACACUGUAUCAAUGAAAUUUUUGCCUGUGUGUCCUAAUAUGAAUUGAGGUCUCCGAAGAUGAGGAACCCAAAGGCAGAAAACACGAAGCUCCGGGGUGGUGGGCUUGUGGGGGAGGGGGAGGGCCUGUGGUAUGGAAAAGAUGGGUGCUUGGGAAAAACUAAAGCGAGGAACUCCAAAUGAGAGCCUUUUAUCGUUCCUCUAGUCCAGCUCCCUCACCUGAAAGCAUGAGGACAGCCUCGGGAAGUCAGAUUACUCAGCUGUGGUCACACAGAUGGUUCUGGGCAGUGGAGACUGCAGAGAAACAGGAGUCUGGGUGUUGAGGUGGGUUCUGGGAGCUCUGGGAAUGUAACAGAAGGGGCCUGCCCUUCCGUUCUCUGUGUGAACAGUGGUGCCAUAGGGUAAGAGGGUUCCCGAAAAAACCUCGAUUCUGCACAUAAGGAACCAAGUGCAAAAAAGGCAGGAUGAGUUAAUUUUCUGCAUUUCUUUUCUCUCUUUUUGGCUUUGUCUGUCCUAUUCAGCACUGUGAGCUCUUGCCAGCGAGCGACUGUUUCUGAGUUAGAGGAAGGAGUAACAAACAUCAGAGGUUUGGCCGAAGGAAGCUCAUUAUCUGGGGCAUUGAGGGAAGCAAACCAUUGAUGCUUAACAUUUUCACAGCUGAAUGAAUUCUAGGCCUUUCCCUCUCCUUGUGUUGGAAUAACCUUUGUCUUUCAAAUGGCUAAUUUUAUUAGUGCAAAUAUAUAUUCCUACCUUAACGCCUUGGCAUCGGUAACAAGGCAAGAUACAUAUACCCACAGUAAGUUAUUCUAGCUGAGGGGAGCACCUUUUCCAAAGUCUUUGCUAGAGUAAAUAUCAAAGCAAAAUGCCUAAAACCAAUCAGUUGCCUUUAAAAGGGUAAAUUUUGGGCGCCUGGGGGCUCUGUCGGUUAAGCACGUGCCUUUGGGUCAGGUCAUGAUCCCAGGGUCCUAGGGUCGAGUCCCGCAUCGGGAUCCCUGCUCAGCAGGGAGUCUGCUUCUCCCCUCCACUUGUGUUCUUGUGGGCGCGCACUCUCUCGGUCUCUCAAAGAAAAUUUUUAAAUAAAAGGGUAAAUUUUAUGGUAUGUGAAUUAUGUAAAUAUCAUAUAUAUGGAAAGGAGAGACCAAAAAGAUAAAAUCAGUUACCUCAGAACAUCAGUUCCUAAAAGCAAGACAUAAUAUCAUGUCCACAUGUAUGUAUAACGUAUGCAACUUCUCUAGACAGUCUGGCAAAUGCA